This is a messenger RNA of Microtus ochrogaster (prairie vole), 1534 nucleotides long. It is a transcript of the gene Znf688, whose product is annotated as zinc finger protein 688. The record is from RefSeq and is a predicted model, not a curated record. NCBI's taxonomy places the organism in Eukaryota, Metazoa, Chordata, Mammalia, Rodentia, Cricetidae. Gene Ontology annotation, biological process: regulation of DNA-templated transcription.
CACACACACAGAAACGAGCACCAACCCUCCUGACGCGGCCAUUGUGUUUAAGAGCAAAAGGGCCGCUGCAUUUGCAAAUGGGCAAGUUCGAAAGCCGCCAUAUUUGCCCAGCGGCAGAAAUGGCGCCCGAGUGGCUUCAAUGGCAACUGAAGCCAGGCCGUCGCCAUGUUUUCUGAAGGCAUCUUCCUGCUUCCUUCACCCGAGUCGUGUCUCUGUACGAGCGGCUGUGGAGUGAACUAUGCAGCCUCCCUAGUCUCCACCGGAGCCCUGCAGUCCUCACACCGUCCACUUUGUCCUGCUCCCGGCGGGGCCGAUCGUGACUAAGGGGCGUGGCCAAGGGCGUGGUUUCCCGGGGAAGCCGAGGCCGGAAGCUGGAGCCUGGGGCUGCCAAGCCGCUGCCCCGGCAGGAACUCCGAUGGCGCCACCUCCGGCCCCGCUGCUGGUGCCGAUGCCCGGGGAGAUCUGGCCUGUUUUCAGGAAGCCUGAGCUCGUGAGCUUCGCGGACGUGGCCGUGUACUUCUCCCCGCAGGAAUGGGGGUGUUUGCGGCCCGCGCAGAGAGCCCUGUACCGGGAGGUGAUGCGCGAGACCUACGGUCUCCUGGGCGCGCUCGGGUUCCCGGGCCCCAAACCAGCCCUCAUCUCUUGGAUGGAGCAGGAGAGUGAGGCUUGGAGCCCCGCCGCCCAGGAUCCUGAGGAGAGGAAAAGCCUGGGAGGAACUCCGAGAGGAGAUACUUCAAAUGAGAAGGAGCAGGGCCCCAAUGAAGGAACCAAGAGACUGGCAGAGACUCCUCCUGCUCAGUUGCAAUCUAAAGAGGUGGUUCAACAAAAGACUUAUUCUAUGGCUACCAAGUCCUCUGCAGGGGUACAGCUACCUCCCAAAGCUGCCCCAGGCCAGGCCCAGGUACCCAGCACAGAUGCGCAGGCCAGCCAGCGACGCCAUGUUUGCAUGGACUGUGGGCGCCGCUUUAACUACCCUUCUUUGCUGAUCAUCCACCGGCGCAUGCACACGGGUGAGCGACCCUACCCCUGCCCAGAGUGCGGCAUGCGCUUCAAGAGGAAGUUUGCGAUGGAAGCGCACCAAUGGAUCCACCGUUCCUGUUCCGGGGGUCGCCGUGGCCGGAGGCCUGGGAUCCGGUCUGUGCCUGGAGCCCCAGUCCGAGAUGACCGGGAUCCGCCAGUGCUCUUUCGGCACUAUCCAGACAUCUUUGAGGAGUGUGGGUGAGCUGAAAAGCUGCCUGCAUCGGGAGCAGUGGAUGAACUCGGCACUAAGAACCGAGGGAGUCAAGACUUGGGAAAUGAAAUACAGAACUUUGACUUUUCUCAAGAAUCCCUUGUAAGAUUGUGAAAAGUGCCUGUAAAGACUCCUAUAGAUUAAACCUCACACCCGCUGCCCUCUCUGGUGUUCGCGUUUGGAAAAAAGGGAUGGGGCGGAGCGGGGCUGAGGAUGUGAUUCAGUUGGUAGAGUACUGUUUUAGUCAGGGUUCUCAAGAGGAACAAUACCAAGAGGAUGAGUGCACACAUGUACACACACACA